CUCACAUCGUCGAGAAACACAGUUGCUCAAACACCAGGUCGCAGUUCUGUCGCGCUCCAAGCUGCUGGCUCAUCACACCAAACUGGUAACUGAAGACUGAGAGAUUCUCCACCACAAUUUACUAACCGAAGCUACGGAAUGAAUUGUCAUCCAUUAGUUGCUGCUCUGUGCAUCGCUGUUAUUACAACACUCGUUAUGAUUACGAUUGCUGAUGACGCCGAAUUUGCAGCAUGUUCCGAAAAGUAUAACAGUAAUUUAACUGCCGAUCAGUUCAGAGCCAAUCACACACCGAUACUCUUAAGCUUGGAUCCAAACAAUAACCAAUCAAACUGCGCUCUGAUCUGUCACGCCACUGCUCUUGGUCUGAUCACAGAGAACGAGACAAUCGACUUGGAUGCUUUGAAUGUUUUUAAACAUCGUUAUAUUUCGCAACCAGAGUGCUUGUCUAUCAAGCAGUGUUUAGAAUGUGCAGAUCGAGCAAACCAAAUGGAUUCUUCUGACUGCAAUUUGGCGAAAAAUUACCUCACAUGUAUCCAGAAUAAUAUUUCGUGCUAGAAAUUAUGACAUUCUACAAGUUGGACUACAGCUUGCAGUAUAUGCUUUUUCUGAGAGAAAAAUUCAGGUUAUGGGAUGUAAUCAUUAAUCAUAGCUGAGAUUUAAAAGUCAUUUAAUAUAGAUUGUUGUACAUUUUGCAUUACAAAUAAAUGCACAUUCAAGAAAAA
Molecule: messenger RNA, 722 nt
Organism: Bacillus rossius redtenbacheri
Lineage: Eukaryota; Metazoa; Arthropoda; Insecta; Phasmatodea; Bacillidae
Exons: 7
Coding region: 139-555 (138 amino acids)
Molecular function (GO): odorant binding
Source: RefSeq, a predicted model, not a curated record